Molecule: messenger RNA, 426 nt
Organism: Necator americanus (New World hookworm)
Lineage: Eukaryota; Metazoa; Nematoda; Chromadorea; Rhabditida; Ancylostomatidae
Exons: 1
Coding region: 1-426 (141 amino acids)
Source: RefSeq, a predicted model, not a curated record
AUGGAAUAUUUGGCAACAACCUUUCGUUUCGUCACGCUGAAUUGUCAAACACUAUCGAGUGAACUCCAACAAACCGAACUGUCCAGGCUUUUACGAUAUCUCAGCACGCCGUUUGCUGCGCUGCACGAAACACGCACCAGAGGUUGGCCCGUCAUCAGCAUUGAAAAUUACACCAUAUACUGCGGCGAUGUUAAUGAAAGGAAAGUAGUUGGCUGCGCGACAGCUGUGAGAAACGAUUACGACAACCAGUGGAAAAAUAUGGCUCAACGUCGUCUAGAUGCGUCUUCGUACGAGUGCGGAGUCGCAGAGGACGCAAACUAUGGAUCGAAAGUGUUCAUACACCUAUGGAUACCGCUGACGGCAAGGAGACAUAAGCACGCCUUCUAUGAUGAACUCAAUGCAUUGAUGUCUAAAAUACCCAAUUAA